Adineta steineri is the source of this 1125-nucleotide messenger RNA. Lineage: Eukaryota; Metazoa; Rotifera; Eurotatoria; Adinetida; Adinetidae. The record is from the annotation of a GenBank genome assembly.
AUGGCAAAACAAUCGUCAGAUUUGAUGUUUCGUUUGUAUUCUAUGCACAAUUAUGAACAAGAUAUUACCGGAAUGAAUGAUUUAUUUCAACGAUGCAAAUCUACUGAUUAUGAAUCAGUAAUGAUGGGUGAUAGCAAUAAGUCACCCAUUCUAUUCCAUUGCGAAUCUAUCGAUCAUCUUCAUUGCAUGAAACAAUAUCCAGAAUCGUACUGCGGCACAUUGGUAAAUACCAAAGAUGGUCGUGUUGUUGCUUUCACGGCUGGUCAUAUAAAAUUUGUAUAUUUUGGAUCUUCUUUGAUGACUGUCAUAUUUAUUCGUUUAGUUCGCGUUGACCCAACUCAACGACGACAAAACCUUUUGAUAAAUCUUACAAAGCAAGGGAAUAAAACUGGUGUUGAAAAUAUUCCAGACUAUACAAUAGGCUACACAACAGAUACUAAUGUUCCAUCGUUAAAUAUGCAACAACGUUUGUUCGGUUCAUUGUCAAAUCCAGUUAGUCGGUUUAGUCAUUUUAUUCUUUCAACAACACCUACUUCUAAAGCAAUUAAAUUGCAUAAACUUAGCUUCGAAGAAACAGAACGUCUUUGGAUGGUUGAUAUGAUUGAUUGGGUUCAGCGUCCCUCACUAUCGGAUUUACAUCGUAUCAUGCAUAUGGAUGAAUAUAUAGGUAUUUUCGCUGUUGGAGAUUUCUCGUCACAACAGUAUGCAACAGCAAUGAUAUGGGAGCCAUUAACUACUAUCCUUUGUGAUGAUCGAUCAGGUACAAAAAAUGAAUAUCGUGGUCGAUUCCGUUUAGCAUUAAACUUUUUCCAAUCAUCCAAUUCAAUACCGUCGGUCGCAGUUCAAGAAAGAGAACACCUCAUAUCUGCACUCAUUAAUGCAGCAUCCAACGAUGAAAUUCCAUUUUUGAUAUGUGACAUCGAGGAGUCAUCACUAUUUACAUCAUUAGUACGACAGAAAGCUCUGGCUGUGUCAACGGAGAGUAUAUCUCGAGUUCCGUGGUCGGAACGAGUAACAGAUAUGGCCGAUCGAUUUGCUAAUUCACCCAUCUGGUUAGACCCACGUGAUUUGAGUAAUCUACUGUAUUUCAAACCUCUCUCGGAAAAAUUACAAUCACAAUUAUGA